UGCCUCUCUGUAGUAGGACGUUCGUAUUGAGAAGAAUUAGGCAGCGGCGCGCGCGAUGGCGGAGGGGAUCGCAUUCGAUCUGGUGAAAGGAGUGCUGGGCAAGCUGGGCUCCGCUCUCGGGGACGAAAUCGGGCUGCUGCGGAGCUUCAAGGACGACGCGGACGAUCUCAGAAGCAACUUCUCGGCGAUCCAGGCGGUGCUUCUCGACGCCGAGGAGCGGAGCAGCGCUGGGAAGGAGAGCCACGCUCUGCGCCACUGGCUGCGCAAACUGAAGGACGCCGCCUACGACGCCGACGACCUGCUGGACGAGAUCCGGACGCAACAGCAGUAUCCCGAGGUGCAGAAUCAUCAACACCAGCCAGCUGGAAAGGUACGUGGAUUUCUGUCCCGCGCUAAUCCGAUGCAUCUGAAGUUUAAGGUCAAGAUGGCGCACAGGAUGAAAGCGCUCCGAGAAAAGAUCGGUAAGAUCGCGAAACAGAGGCAUGAUUUCGGUCUUGCCGAAGCUGGCCCUGGUCGGCAGGCUGAGUUCAAACGCCCUGACACAUAUUCAGUCGUCGACGAAAAGACAAUAGUUGGGAGAGAUGGUGAUAAAGAGGAAAUUGUGAAGCUCCUGUUAGAGACGGGCGGCGAUCACGACGUGUCGGUCAUUCCGAUAGUGGGAUUGGGAGGAUUGGGGAAGACGACGCUCGCUCAGAUGGCCUUCAACGACGGGCGGGUUACGGAUCAGCAGUGCUUUGAUCUAUGGGUGUGGGUCUGCGUGUCUACUGAUUUCGACAUGAAGACGAUUGCAAAGCCGGUGAUAUCUGCAGCCGGAGAGAAUUGUGCUCUUGAUAACUCGGAUGCCGUCGCCAGUUGUCUUGUUAGGAUCUUUAGCCAGAAGAGAUUUUUGCUGGUGCUGGACGAUGUAUGGAACGAAGAUCAGGAAAAGUGGGAGAAUUUGAAGGUCUUAUUUAAGGACAGCAAGAAGGGAAGUAAAAUUUUAGUCACCACGCGGAGCAAGAAGGUUGCCACGAUAAUGAAAACAGUCGAACCACACCAUGUGAAAGUCUUAUCAGAUGAUGAUUGUUGGACAUUGUUCAAAAGACGGGCAUUCGAGAAAGGGGAAGAGAACGACUAUCCGAGUUUGGUGGAAAUUGGAAAGCAGAUAGUAGAGAAGUGUGGUGGCUUGCCUUUAGCAGCAAAUGCCUUAGGAAGUAUGAUGCGCUUUAAGAGGACAGAGAAUGAAUGGUCCGCUACUAGAGAUAGCGAAAUAUGGAGGUUGGAAGAAGGAACUAUUUUACCAUCAUUAAAAUUGAGCUACAUUCAGAUGCCGUCGGCUUUGAAGCAGUGCUUUGCUUACUGCUCCAUUUUCCCCAAAGACUAUGAGAUUGACAAGGAUGACUUGAUCCGGCAGUGGAUUGCUUUAGGCUUCAUUUCAUCGCAUGAAACAUGGACUUCGAUGGAAGAUAUCGGGAAUGAGUACUUUAACGAUCUAUUAUGGAUGUCUUUCCUUCAGGACGUGGAGGAGAAUUAUAGAGGGGUCACCUGCUGCCGGAUGCAUGAUUUAGUGCACGACCUCGCACAAUCUGUGGCAAAAGAAGAAGUUGCUGUUAUAAGUGCAGAAGAGUCAGCAAGGAUCCCAGAAGGUUGCCGCUAUGCAUCAAUACACAGUCGUUUCACGCCACAGGUUUCAAUUACCGUAAUGCAAAGGUUGCGAGCUCUUCAAUUUAGGGAAUCUGGUUCACCUAUUAUGACUCUUUAUAGCGAGGCAAAAUGGUUACGCCUGUUGGAUUUACAUGAUUCCAAAAUUUCUAUGUUGNAAAGCAUUGGCGCGACGUUCGUAUUGAGAAGGAUUAGGCAGCAGCACGCGCGCGCGAUGGCGGAGGGGAUCGCAUUCGAAUUGGUGACGGGAGUGCUGGGCAAGCUGGGCUCCGCUCUCGGGGACGAAAUCGGGCUGCUGCGGAGCUUCAAGGACGACGCGGACGACCUCCGAAGCAACUUCUCUGCGAUCCAGGCGGUGCUUCUCGACGCCGAGGAGCGAAGCAGCGCUGGGAAGGAGAGCCACGCUCUGCGCGACUGGCUGCGCAAACUGAAGGACGCCGCCUACGACGCCGACGACCUGCUGGACGAGAUCCGGACGCAACAGCAGUACCCCGAGGUGCAGAAUCAUCAACACCAGCCAGCUGGAAAGGUACGUGGAUUUCUGUCCCGCGCUAAUCCGAUGCAUCUGAAGUUUAAGGUCAAGAUGGCGCACAGGAUGAAAGCGCUCAGAGAAAAGAUCGGUAAGAUCGCGAAACAGAGGCAUGAUUUCGGUCUUGCCGAAGCUGGCCCUCUUGGACAGGCUGAGUUCAAGCGCCCUGAGACAUUCUCGGUCGUCGACGAAAAGACAAUAGUGGGGAGAGAUGGUGAUAAAGAGGAAAUUGUGAACCUUCUCCUAGAGACUAACAGCGAUCACGACGUGUCGGUCAUUCCGAUCGUGGGAUUGGGGGGAUUGGGGAAGACGACGCUUGCUCAGCUGGCCUACAACGACGAGCGGGUUACGGACGAGCUGGUUACGGGCCAGAAGCGCUUUGAUCUACGGGUGUGGGUCUGCGUGUCUACCGAUUUCCACAUGAAGACGAUUGCAAAGCCGGUGAUAUCUGCAGCUGGAGAAAAUUGUGCUCUUGAUAACUCGGAUGCCGUUGCCACUUGCCUUGUCAGGAUCUUUAGCCAGAAGAGAUUUUUGCUGGUGCUGGAUGAUGUAUGGAACGAAGAUCAGAAUAAGUGGAAGGAAUUGAAUGUUGUAUUUAAGAACAGCAAGAAGGGAAGUAAAGUCUUAGUGACCACGCGGAGCGAAAAGGUUGCCGAGAUAAUGAAAACAGUCAAACCGCACCGUGUGAAAGGCUUAUCAGAUGAUGAUUGUUGGACAUUGUUCAAAAGACGGGUAUUCGAUGAUGGGGAAGAGAACUACUAUCCGAGUUUGGUCGCAAUCGGAAAGCAGAUAGUUAAGAAGUGCGGCGGUGUGCCGUUAGCAGCAAAUGCUUUAGGAAGUAUGAUGCGCUUUAAGAGCAGGACAGAGGAUGCAUGGUCCGCUAUUAGAGAUAGCGAAAUUUGGAGUCUGAAAGAAGAGAAAACUAUUUUACCAUCGUUAAAGUUGAGCUACAUUCAGAUGCCGUCGGCUUUGAAGCACUUUGCUUACUGCUCCAUAUUCCCCAAAGACUAUGAGAUUGACAAGGAUGACUUGAUCCGGCAAUGGAUUGCUUUAGGCUUCAUUUCAUCGCAUGAAACAUGGACUUCGACGGAAGAUAUUGGGAAUGAGUACUUUAACAAUCUAUUAUGGAUGUCUUUCCUUCAAGACGUGAAGGAAAAUUAUAGAAAGGUUACCACCUGUCGGAUGCAUGAUUUAGUGCACGACCUCGCACAAUCUGUAGCAAGAGAAGAAGUUGCUGCUAUAGUUGGAAAAGAGUCAACAGGGUUCCCGGAAGGUUGUCGCUAUGCAUCAAUACACAGUAGUUUCAUGCCACAGAUUCCAACCACAGUAGUGCGGAGGUUGCGAGCUCUUCAAUUUAGGAAAUCUGGUUCACUUAUUAUGGAUUUUUAUAGCGAUGCAAAAUGCUUAUGCCUGUUGGAUUUACAUGGUUCCAAAAUUUCUAUGCUGCCAAGCUCAAUCGGUAAGUUGAAGCUCAUANUAAGAUACCUCAACCUUUCGAAGAACAGUAUACAAGAAUUGCCUGAAUCAACUACCAGCCUCUGCAACUUGCAAACCUUGAAUCUUUCACGCUGCCGCGAGAUCCGUACAUUACCCAAAUUUCUAGGAAGGCUUACGAAUUUGCGGAUUUUAGAUUUAGGAGGUUGCCUAUCUCUGACAAUACUGGACUCCAUUAGCAACCUUCAGAAUUUGUACACACUAGAUUUGAGUUGGUGCCAAAAGGUGAUAUCACUUGAACCUAUAUGUCACCUCAAAAACCUGCAUGACUUAAACCUAUCAUGUCUAAAAUCUUUGGUGGCAUUACCUGAAUCCAUUGGGAGCCUUCAAAACUUGCGUAUUCUGAACCUUUCUUGGUGCUAUUCCCUACUAUCAUUACCCUCAUCGUUAUGUCACCUCAAAAACCUGCAUAGGUGCUCUUCUCUAGAAUCGUUACCCUCAUCGUUAUGUCACCUCAAAAACCUGCAUCACUUAAACCUAUCGUGUCUAAAUUCUUUGGUGGCAUUACCUGAAUCCAUUGGGAGCCUUCAAAACUUGCAUAUUCUGAACGUUUCUGAAUGCUCGUCUCUAGAAUCAUUACCCUCAUCGUCAAGUGAUCUUCAGCAUUUAGAGAAACUCGACAUCCGUGAUUGUGGAAAAUUAUGUGAGCUGCCUAAAAUGAUCCAAAAGCUGACCAAACUUAGAGUCUUGUUAAACAACAAUUGCUCGGAAUUGAAGGGCAUGCCCCGAGGGAUCGGCAAGUUAGUUAGCUUGCAGGAAUUGUCCGUUUUUGUCGUCGGCAAGCAAGACCGCGUCGAACAUUGUGCCAGCAUCUCUGAGCUAGAGCACUUGAAGCUUGUCGGCCAGCUGCGGAUCAAGGGUCUCGAGAAUGUGACGAGUCCGGUUGAUGCCAAGGCUGCAAAUUUGAUAGAGAAGAACCUGCGGUCUUUGAAGUUGGAAUGGAACGUUUUAAGCGCAGAAGAAGCCGUGUUAGAAAAUCUUCAACCACAUCAAAAGCUAGAGAAUUUGGAAAUAGGAGGCUAUGGAGGCGGGAAGUUUCCUAGCUGGAUGAUGAACAGGAUUGGCUCGUGCCUCCCAAAUCUCGUUAAAAUCAAACUAGCGAAUAUGCCCGGAUGCAGCUCACUUCCGCAGCUGGGGCAACUUCCUUUUCUUGAAGAACUGACUAUACGAAACAUGCCCGCGGUAACAAAUUUGGGCGUAGAUAAGUUCCCUGCGCUGACGACACUUGAGUUGUCCUCCAUGCCGGAGCUGCGAGAAUGGGUGACUGUGUUGACGGUGGAUGACGAAGAAGGCAGGCGAGAGCGAGUUCCCAUUUUUCCGCGUCUCACUCAAUUGUGGCUUAAAGGAUGUCCUCAAUUGAGGCCGGAGCCUUGCGUCCCGCCAUCGGUUAAGUAUCUGACCAUUUCUAGAGCAAGCAAGGAGAAUCUAUCGUUGAUACUCGAACGCGCGAUGCCAUUUGGAGGCGGUGAUGCCGCCGUUUCACCCCAACCGCCACCAGAUAAGGGGCUGCGGGAUCUAGUAAUAAACGAAUGUCAGCAGCUUACCUGUUUGCCCGAGAGCUUGCGGGGUCUCACGUCCCUCCAGCGGCUGAGAAUAUCUGAUUGUGAAGAUCUUGAGAGAAUUGAAGAUUGGCUCGGGGAGCUCUCCGACCUGCAGUCCUUGGAGAUCUGGGAGUGCAGCAGUCUCCGUUACUUGCCUGCGCACAAGAUGACCACACUUCAGGAGUUAGAUAUUAACAAGUGCCCCCUGUUGUUCGAUGCGGACGGACGAUUUGUCGACACCAGUGUCGAUCACAUCAAAAAUGUCGAAGUUGAUGGGAGCAUGAACAUCUCGGUUUUUUUUUUNCUCUGCAACUUGCAAGCCUUGAAUCUUUCAGGCUGCCGUGAGAUCCGUACAUUACCCAAAUUUCUAGGAAGGCUUACGAAUUUGCGGAUUUUAGAUUUAAGGGAUUGCCCAUCUCUGACAAUACCUGACUCCAUUAGCAACCUGCAGAAUUUGUAUGCACUAAAUUUGAGUUUGUGCAAAAACGUGAUAUCACUUGAACCUAUAUGUCACCUCAAAAACCUGCAUUACCUAGACCUAUCAUAUCUAGAUUCUUUGGUGGCAUUACCUGAAUCCAUUGGAAGCCUUCAAAAUUUGCGUGGUCUCAACCUUUCUAGCUGCUCUUCUCUAGAAUGGUUACCCUCAUCAUUAUGUCACCUCAAAAACCUGCAUCUCUUAAACCUAUCAAAUCUAGAAUCUUUGGUGGCAUUACCUGAAUGCAUUGGGAGCCUUCAAAACUUGCGUAUUUUGAGCCUUUUUGGCUGCUCUUCUCUAAAAUCAUUACCCUCAUCAUUAUGUGAUCUCAAAAACCUGCAUGACUUAAACCUAUCACGUCUAAAAUCUUUGGUGGCAUUACCUGAAUCCAUUGGGAGCCUUCAAAACUUGCGUAUUCUGAAUGUUUCUAAAUGCUAUUCUCUACUAUCGUUACCCUCAUCGUCAAGUGAUCUUCAGCAUUUAGAGAAACUCGACAUCAGUGGUUGUAAAAAAUUAUGUGAGCUGCCUAAAAUGAUCCGAAAGCUGACCAAACUUAGGGUCUUGUUAAACAACAAGUGCUCAGAAUUGAAGGGCAUGCCCCGAGGGAUCAGCAAGUUAGUUAGCUUGCAGGAAUUGUCCGUUUUUGUCGUCGGCAAGCAAGACCGCGUGGAACAUUGUGCCAGCAUCUCUGAGCUCGAGCACCUUAAGCUUGUCGGCGAGCUGGAGAUCAAGGGUCUUGAAAAUGUGACGAGUCCGGUUCAUGCCAAGGCUGCAAAUUUGAUAGAGAAGAACCUGCGGAAUUUGAAGUUGGAAUGGAAAGUUUUAAGUGCGGAAGAAGGCACGGAUAGUACUGUACUACCGGUGGAAGAGAUCGAAACCGUGCUUGAAAAUCUUCAACCACAUCAAAAGCUAGAGAAUUUGAAAAUAGAAGGCUAUGGAGGCGGGAAGUUUCCUAGCUGGAUGAUGAAUAGGAUUGGCUCGUGCCUCCCUAAUCUACUUCAAAUCGAACUAGCGGAUAUGCCCGGAUGCAGCUCACUUCCGCAGCUGGGGCAACUUCCUUUUCUUAAAGAACUAACUAUACGAAAUAUGCCCGCAGUAACAAAUUUGGGGGUAGAUAAGUUCCCUGCGCUGACGAGACUUGACUUGUCCUCCAUGCCGGUGCUGCGAGAAUGGGUGACUGUGUUGACGGUGGACGACGAAGAAGGCAGGCGAGAGCGAGUUCCCAUUUUUCCGCGUCUCACUGGAUUGUGGCUUAAAGAAUGUCCUCAGUUGAGGCCGGAGCCUUGCCUGCCGCCAUCGGUUUUGAUUAUGAUCAUUUCUAGAACAAGCAGCGAGAAUCUAUCGUUAAUUCUCGAACGCGCGACGCCAUUUGGUGAUGGUAAUGCCGCCGUUUCACACCAACCGCCACCAGAUAAGGGGCUGCAGGAUCUAGUAAUAAACGAAUGUCAGCAGCUAACUUGUUUGCCCGAGAGCUUGCGGGGUCUCACGUCCCUCCAGCGCCUGGACAUAUGGGGUUGCCAUGAUCUUGGGAGAAUUGAAGAUUGGCUCGGGGAGCUCUCCGACCUGCAGUCCUUGACCAUCUCGAAGUGCCGCAGUCUCCGUUACUUGCCUGCCCGCAAGAUGGCCGCACUUCAGAUGUUAUCUAUCGGGAAUUGCCCGCUGUUGUUCGAUGCAGACGGACAAUUUGUCGACACCAGUGUCGAUCACAUCAAAGAAGUCUAUGUUAAUGGAAGUUCUUACCGGUACAAGAAACAAGCGAGCAGCUCACCACAGGAGGAAGAGAGCUCAGCGAAGGAGGAGAAGAAGAUUGGUUAGCGAGGAGAGCAUAAGUAUAUGUACCUAUUAUUUGGAG
Ananas comosus (pineapple) is the source of this 7532-nucleotide messenger RNA. RefSeq lists its product as uncharacterized. The transcript has 7 exons. Gene Ontology annotation, molecular function: ADP binding. Bases 56 to 7495 code for a protein of 2479 amino acids. Lineage: Eukaryota; Viridiplantae; Streptophyta; Magnoliopsida; Poales; Bromeliaceae. The record is from RefSeq and is a predicted model, not a curated record. Gene Ontology annotation, biological process: defense response to fungus.